AUGGUGCGCCUCAAAGACCGCUACCUCCUCGUAAACAUCAUCUACAGCGAUGUCCCUCCGGGUCAGGUCAAGGGCUUCGUGCCGGACCUGCUCCUGUACAAUCAACCGACAAGCAACGAGCUGAGGCCGCAGCUGCUGCUCAAGGGCAUCCGCAGCGAAGUGGCCGCCCUCUUUGGCGACUGCGGCUUGGGAGCCGUGGACAGGAGUCUUCAGGUAAAAUACCUCUCUCCCGCCACUUCCACUUUCAUCCUGCGCGUCUCGCGCGCCCACUAUCGCCUCGUCUGGGCGGCCCUCGCCUUCAUGAAUUGCGUGCCCAUCCGCGACGGCAGGCCCUGCGUUUUCCGCGUCGUGCGCGUCAGCGGCACCAUCCGCAAGGUCGAGGAGGAGGCCGUGCGCCGCGCCAAGUUGUUGGUCCUCGCCGCCAAGGACGAGAUGGCCAGCAAGAGCUCGUCGUCCGACGCCCUGGGCGCUCUCCUGCGCAGCGACAACAGGCAGUCCCGCAGUCUGGCCAUGCUGGGAGGUCCCAAGGACACUGAUGACAUCCCGGAGUCUGGAGACGGCGGUGUGUCCGCGUCUGACGACGGGUGA
This is a messenger RNA of Parathielavia appendiculata, 588 nucleotides long. RefSeq lists its product as uncharacterized. The coding region runs from base 1 to 588 and encodes 195 amino acids. Gene Ontology annotation, biological process: tRNA 5'-leader removal. Gene Ontology annotation, molecular function: ribonuclease P activity; ribonuclease P RNA binding. NCBI's taxonomy places the organism in Eukaryota, Fungi, Ascomycota, Sordariomycetes, Sordariales, Chaetomiaceae. The record is from RefSeq and is a predicted model, not a curated record. Gene Ontology annotation, cellular component: nucleolus; multimeric ribonuclease P complex; ribonuclease MRP complex. The transcript is spliced from 2 exons.